Molecule: messenger RNA, 2706 nt
Organism: Phoenix dactylifera (date palm)
Lineage: Eukaryota; Viridiplantae; Streptophyta; Magnoliopsida; Arecales; Arecaceae
Product: NAC domain-containing protein 68-like
Biological process (GO): regulation of DNA-templated transcription
Molecular function (GO): DNA binding
Source: RefSeq, a predicted model, not a curated record
CAUUGAGCGAGGGGGGGCUAGAGAGGAGUCGUAGGUCACUCGACUAUUACGUCCACUCCUCGUCGAUAGAUCUGCUCUGAGGUUAGAUUGGAGAAAAAUUGUCGAGUUUCUUGAUUUUGAUUGUUUGUUUGAGAUGUUUUGAUCGGAGGAAUCGGACAAUCAUUCUCGAUUUUUUUUUUUUUUGAUGUUUUUGGGUGUUGAUAUGGGAAGGAGAAUUCGAGGGAUUCUUUGGUUGUUCUGGAUUCUCGAAUCCAGAUCUUAUCUUUGGGUCGAUGGGGAUUUUUCUUUGAAUCGGUGAAGAAGUAUUGAGAAAGAAAGAAUCAGGCCUAAAAUUUUGGUUUUUCUUUCACUUUAUGAAGAAUUCUUGUGGUGAAUCAUGGCGGCAUAUUCAAAAGAUUUGAGGAAUUAUUCUUGAAUCGAACCAUAGUAUUAUUCAAAAAUGGACUGGUUUAGAUUUAUUUGCGUAUGGGUGAGUCAAACUGUGCGGAACCAUGUCGAUUUUUCUAUGUUUUCCGACAGAAAUGAAGAAUUUUCUUUUUAAUGUUAUCCAAUCUAGAAUCUUGAAAUCAAUUCCAAUUAUAGACGAAUAUCUAGAUUUCUCGGUUGUUCUGUUUCUUUUCAUUUUAUUGUCUUUUAUUUUAAGUUUACUAUUUGGGGCAAUUGACAUAACCCAUGCGGAAAAAAAAUCAGCUCGGGAACUGUAUUAUAACAUUUUUUAAGUAAAGAAACAUAAUUUGAGCAAAAAGCUUCAAAUCUCAGGAUUUAGCCUAAUUUCCUUGUUUUGGAUACAUUUUUCCUUGUUUUGGAUGCACCUGGCGGAUUGGAUAAAUUGGGGAAUUACUAAAUAUACUAGCUGUGGCUGCCCUUUAUAGGGUUUCUUGUUCCAAAUCAGGGUCGCCAUGUGUCCUUCGGCGCCUUUCUCUGUGCCACUGGAUAUCAAUGCAUCUUCAACUGACGAAGAACUUGUACUGUUCUUGGGAGGAAGGAAGGUUGGGGAUCCCGUCCCAGACAACGUGAUCACUGAAGUGAGCCCUUUCAGCAUCGAACCAUGGAAUUCUCCUGGUUAGCAUUGGUUCAUACUUAAGAGUUGCCUCUUUAAUUCCUUGUGCUACUUUGCAUUUAUACUGAAGAAGAUAUGUGGUACUUGUUCAAUCCUGAGGAUCCACAAUCUCUGAAUGGUGACUGUGAAUUUAAAGUGACAAGAACUGGAUACUGGAAAUCUAUGGAUGAUCUCAGAAUAUUGACAAGUACUCCUACUGUGGGCAGAAAAACAACAAGGGAAUUUUAUAUAGGGAAAGCACCGCAUGGAAAUAAAACUCAGUGGAUGAUGCAUGAAUAUCAAGCAGAACAAAAGACACGCCAGGGAAUUAAUAUAGAGCAGGACCACUGUUCUCUGUGUAGAGUCUUUUUGCAAAUUGAUGAAAGGCCAAAUCAUGAGGAACAGCAUAAUUCUAUAAUUGCAGAUGCCGCUGAUGGUGAUUACCUAGAAUGUGUUUUGCUGAAUCUUCUAGCACAAGAAGAAAACAAUUUGUCUUCAAGGGAUGCUGUAAACAGAUCCCAGAUGGUUGGCAGGGAUCAGCAGGGGCAAUCAGUAUUAUCUGGAGCAAGCGUCACUGGUCCAGAAACUGAUAGUUCUGCUGAGGAUGUAUAUGCAACUUGUGAUUUUUCUAAGGGAGACUACUUGGAACUGAAUGACCUUUAUAGUCCGGGGACAUCUUCAUCCAGUUCUGACAACUCGAGCCUCAUGUCAGUAAACUCUGAUGAAUGCUUUGAUGCUGAUGCCUUGUUGAGGGAUAUUGAGAAUGAACAUAUCCCGAGGGUGGAAGAAGAGCAUGUAGAUUGCAGAUACAGUGUCUCUGCAUCCAUCAAAUCAAAUCAAGUGGUUAUCAGGCCACCACCUGGCUCAGUUUGCCGUAACAGUAGCAGUAAUCUAGUGGUUGAAGGGGGCACAUUUGCCAAUCCAAUCCCUGAAAGGGCACGGACUUUCGGCCCUUCCUCUUCUGCUUAUGAGCUAUCUCAUAACAGGAAGGCUUCUACUUCCGGCAAAUCUCCAGGUAGUCAUUCAGACCAAUCUUCUUCCAGUAGUUCAUGUGGUAGCAGGACUUCCCAAGGGCGGGGAUCGAAGACUGUUGGCAGGAUCGCGAGGUUGGGGAAGAAGUACUAUUGCUGCUUUGGAUCAUUUCAGCCGGACCUUCAUUCUUAAUUUAUCUUUAGCUGAGUAGAACAUGAUUGCAAGUUUGGAAGGUGUAAGCAUCAUCAACUUGCUGUGGGUGCCAAAAGAUUGAAAGCCCGGGACCAACUGCUAACAAGAAAAGCAGAAACAUUAGUAGUGUACAGUUCAUCUUCUGUCAGGUGUAGAGUCGAGGACAAACUGCUGCUCUGAAGCAUUUUAAAGCUACCUUAGCAUUCAUCUUCAAUCAUGCCGAGCAGAAUAGUAGCUACCAGUACAGUGUCAGUCUUCAACUGCCUGAUGCAACUGCUGGAGGAACAAUUGCUACUCGAUGACUGUUGGAUUUAUUCUACCUCAUUCAUAUUAUCAUCUAGCUUGGUUACAGAAAUCAAAUCUUAGGGAUCAAACAAGAUACUACUCGACCGUAAAAAAAAAAAAAAAGAAGGAAAACUUACAGUUUCUGUUUGUAUUGGCUUCAGCCUAUGUAAUUAUAUAUGUUAAUUAUGUUAUGUAAGUGCAUGUUAUUCCCCCUCUUC